CACUGUUGCUUCUCUCUCUUCUCACUUUGCUGAAGUCUCCGGAGCGCGGAGUCCGGAGCAGGGUGACUGGACAGAGAAGGUGCGAGAGGCAGGUCUCGGAGUCUGCGACGCCGCCGCGGGUGGCCCGGCUCGGCCUGGGGUAGGGACCGCUGUGUCCGGUCCGCGCUCCGCCCUCAGAGUCCGAUGGCGGCAGCCGCACUGAGGGACCCGGCUCAGGGUAUGACCUUUGAGGAUGUGGCAGUCUGUUUCUCCCAGGAAGAGUGGAUGCUCCUUGAUGAGGCUCAGAGGCUCCUGUACUGCUGUGUCAUGCUGGAGAACUUUGCACUUAUAGCAUCCCUGGGUUAUUGCCGUGGAACAGAGAAUGAGGCAGUAACUUCUGAGCAGACUGUUUCUGUAGAUGAAAUGUCAGAGGUCAGGACUUCUGAGGUGGGUCUGUCUACCCAGAAAACUCAACUCAGUGAGAUGUGUGUCCCAGUCUCAAAAGACAUGUACCAGGCUGAGCAGGAAACCGCACACCCUGUGCAGAAAUUGUACCUGGAUGGCACAAGUGUGAGAGGCUUCUGUUUAUGUGCAAACCUUCACCAACACCAAAAGCAUUAUAGUGGAGAAGAGACCUGGAAAAGGGAGAUGGAUAGGGCCAUGUUUGUGACAAGCUCCAGAGUCCAUGUGUUGAUAAAUCCUUUCACGUAUUUGGAGGACUUCCCAGCCACCAUAGGCCCACUCCAGCACCAGGCUACUUCCAACAGUGAGAAGCCACACAAUAGCAGCAGGAAGUGUGUGCAAACAUUUUUCAGUGCCAGAAGUUAUUACCAGUGGGAUGAAUGCACAAAAGCCUCAAGUCACAAACACACACUUGGUCAACAUCAGAGUAUCUGUUCUGAAAGUGAGCUUUACGAAUAUAGUAAAUGUGAGAAGUCUUUCACCUUGAAGAAUACACUUGUUCAGGACCAGCAAAUUCACACUGGUAAAAGGACAUAUGAAUGUAGUGAAUGUGAGAAAUCGUUUAGCAAAAAGUAUGACUUUAUUGUACACAAGCGAAUUCACACUGGAGAAAUGCCUCAUGAAUGCAGUGAAUGUCAGAAAGCCUUUAUCCAUAAAUCUGAACUCAUUCAGCACAGGCGACAUCAUACUGGAGGAAUGCAUUAUGAAUGUGAUGAAUGUAGAAAAUCUUUUAGCUACAAGUCCAACCUCAUUGAACACCGGAGAGUUCACACUGGUGAAAGGCCUUAUGAGUGUGGCAAGUGUGGGAAAUCUUUUAGCUACAAAUCUAACCUAAUUGAGCACCAGAGAGUUCACACUGGUGAAAGGCCUUACAAGUGUGGCCAGUGUGGGAAAUCCUUCAGCUACAAAUGCAACCUCAUUAAACACCAGAGAGUUCACACUGGAGAAAGACCUUAUGAGUGUUGUGAAUGUGGGAAAUCCUUUAGGGAAAUCUUCAAUCUCAUUCGACACAGGAGAGUUCAUACUGGAGAAAUGCCUUAUCAGUGCAGUGAUUGUGACAAAGCCUUUCGGUGCAAAUCUAAACUCAUUCAACACCAGAGAAUUCACAGUGGAGAAAGGCCUUAUGAGUGUAGUGAAUGUGGAAAAUCAUUUCGAGAGUUCUCUAGCCUCAUUCGACACCGGAGAAUUCAUACUGGCACAAGACCCUAUGAGUGUGGUGAAUGUGGCAAAUCUUUUAGACAACGGUCUGGCCUCAUUCAACACCGGAGAGUUCAUACUGGAGAAAAGCCUUAUGAGUGUAGUGAAUGUGGAAAAUCCUUUAGUCAAAGUGCUAGCCUCAUUCAGCACCAGAGAGUUCACACUGGAGAAAAGCCUUAUGAAUGCAGUGAAUGUGGGAAAUCGUUUAGCCAAAGUUCCAGUCUCAUUCAGCACCAGAGAAGUCACACUGGAGAAAGACCCUAUGAGUGCAAUGAGUGUGGAAUACCCUUUACCCACAAAUCUGCCCUCAUUCAGCACCAACGAGUUCACAGUGGAGAAAGACCUUAUGAAUGCAGUGAAUGUAGGAAAUCCUUUAGCCGCAAAUCUAACCUUAUUCGACACCAGAGAGUUCACCCUGAAUAAAGACUGUAAAUGUGCAGGGAAGGAGGUGUUGCUCUGUUAAAUAGGACAGCACUGGAGGAGACUGUGCUGAAGCCAUGUAUCUAAAUUUAAACUUCAUCCAGGAAUAUCUACAAUGGGGGAUUUUUCAUAAGUUUCAAGCAUGGGGUGAUUUUGAGGUGAUUACUUACAUUUUUUUUUUGAUUCUAAAAGCAACAAGAGGAAAUUGCAGUUUCUAAUCUGCUCAGACCAAUAGCUUGAUGUCACUGCCAGUUUUUGAGGCUGAAACCAUUUCCCCUCUUCCAACUUCUAGGUCUAUGUCAUGUGCGAAACCACUUCAUCUCUUCCAACUGCUAGGCCUAUGUCAGUGUACUCAGAGAAGGAAACCUCUGCACUCUCCCAUUUGCUGGAAAAGUUUUGUUUUUUUUUUGUAGAGACAAGAGUCUCACAUACCGCCCUCAGGUACAGUGCCGUGGCAUCACACAGCUCACAGCAACCUCUAACUCUUGGGCUUACGCGAUUCUCCUGCCUCAGCCUCCCGAGCAGCUGGGACUACAGGCGCCUGCCACAACGCCCGGCUAUUUUUUUGUUGCAGUUUGGCCGGGGCUGGGUUUGAACCUGCCACCCUCGGCAUAUGGGGCCGGCGCCCUACUUACUGAGCCACAGGCGCCGCCCUGGGGAAAAGUUUUUUUGAUUUUUGUUUGUUUGUUUGUUUUUGAGACAGAGUCUCACUGUAUUGCCCUUGGUAGAGUGCCGUGGCAUCACAGCUCAGAGCAACCUCAAAGUCUUCGGCUUAAGCGAUUCUCUUGCCUCAGCCUCCCAAGUAGCUGGGACUACAGGCACCUGCCACAACACUGGCUAUUUUUGGGUGCAGGUGACAUUGUUUAGCAGGCCUGGGCCAGGAUCAAACCCACCACCCUUGGUGUCAUCCUUACUAGCUGAGCUAUGGGUGCUGAGCCAAUUUUUUUUUUUUUUUUUUUUUUUUGGAGACAGAGUCUUACUAUGUUGUCCUAGGUAGAGUGCUGUGACAUCACAGCUCACAGCAACGUCAAACUCUUGGGCUUAAGCAGUUCUCUUGCCUCAGCCUCCCAAGUAGCUGGGACUACAGGUGCCUGCCACAAUGCCCAGCUAUUUUUUGUUGUUGCUGUUGCUGUUAUUGUUUUAGGAGGCCCAGGCAGAGUUCGAACCUACCAGUCCUGGUGCAUGUGACUGGCACCGUAACCACUGAGCUGCGGGCACUAAACCUGGGGAAAAUUAUUAUUAGACCAGUCCCUUAGUGGUUCCUUAUUUGCUUUUCUCUGACUUCAGAGCAUGGACCUGACCCAGUUUGGGUCCAUAGAACUUGAUAUAGGUUGUACUGUCAGCUUACUAAGAGGAAUUACCUUUUUUAAGGGCAUUGUCUGUCUCUUGCUUUUGACAAGUUUUUCCAGGUUCUAAGUCACCAUACUGGAAACUGGUGCACAUUUCUAUGGCUUAUGAUUUUACAAAGGUUUUUAAAAGUUAACUCAUCUGUUAUCUUGGGGUUGUGUUCAUUGUAUGGCAUGACUGGUAAGCAGAAUAGUGAUGUGAGCAUUAGGGAGUGAACAGAUUUUGUAUUGAUCCCAAAUUUUCUGUGCUUUAGAAGGGACAACUUGAUGGCAGAAAACAGCUCUGUGUCCAGCAUUGGUCUAAUUUACAUUGCUGUCCAAGGAUAGAGACUACAAGUCUUUGUGUUCCUAUUUUGUGACCUGGUGCCAGGAUUUUUGUUGAGAUCAGAAGUCAUUCUGAAAAGGAGACAGCUGUGACAGCAUCCACUGCUUCUGUGAACAUAAAUUUUGUUCACUUGUUCACAAGAGAUGUCAUAUCAUUCCUAGUAUUGUUGAGGGGUCCUCUUCCCCAGGUCCUGCAAAGGAGCUGUAUGCCAUGAGUAGAGGAGUGUAUGGGCUAGUGUCAUUUAUUGUCCGAGUACAAGUAUCAGGUGCAACUGUAACUGGUACCAAGACUCUGUGCUAAUAGAGAGUGAAGCAGACUCAGUAAACUAGAUGGAACGUGCCUCCUCUAAAAGUUCAUCCACUAAUGUUCCAGGGAGUGUGUCUGUGUGGAAUCUGUGUUGUACAGAAAUUCUCAGAAUCUCUGUAACUGUAUUUCCUGCAUCUGAAAUCAUUGUCAAAUUAAUGUAAAGCUUUUGUGGCCAUGUGUAUCCUCUGGACUGUUCACUUCAAAGCCAUUGCUGUUGAUGUAGGAAAUCAAGAAAAAAAGAGAAGGAUGAUUCUGUAGUCCAGGGAUGGGUUUGUGACUCAGCCAGCAUUCCUGUUGAGUGAAGUGGCAACAGCCUUCAUUACUUACCAUAUUUGCUGCCAGUGUGGUAAGGUUGCCUCUUCCAGGGCAUUAAGAGAGAGAUGGUAGAGUCCACAUGAGGUCACCAACUUCACUUUCCAUAAAAAAGGGGGACGUUUAGGCUCUUUAUUUCUUUCAUUUUACACUAUUUAGUGGCAAUAAAAUAAGAUUCCAUGGAAGUAGAAAAACUGAGAAGUAUGAUAGAUUUGCUUCAGCUGAGAAGGGCUCUCCAGCAUAUGGAGUUCCCAGAGUUGGCGUCAGGUUCCUGCCUCAUCCCUGCUCAUCUGUGGCCAGUGAUACGGAAAGGCCAGGCAGGGAAAGACAAGGAGCCAGCAGGGUACUUCCAUAUGAGAGAACUUUUGGCAGCAUUAGAAACCUCACACUUCCCCUCUCCAAAUCAAGAAACAACAACCCUGCCCACAGGUUUCUCUACAUAGUGAGGAAUCACUGGGCAGGUGGUCCAGAGAAUGUAGCAUUAUCUUACAUCACACAUGCAAGAAGAAACAUGUCCCCAGAGUCAACCACUGUGCAAAGAGUGCUUAUCCAGGAAUCUCUAGAGAUCUCUAAAGCCUAGUCCGGAGAGUCAUCCACAUCCAGCUCCCAGUAAUAAUUUCCAGAGGUGAUGGCCUGGUCUUCUCACAGCAAAAUAGUUAGACCCCCUGUCAAGAGUCAAAGAUGCAUCUUGAUGGUAAAAUUUAAACCCUAAAGCUUCUCACAUUGUUAAAUAGUCAUGAUUACUGAUUACUGAUGUCAUGAUUACUUCAUUAUUGAAAGAAAUCUCCCCUCAGUAGCGGCUGUAACUGUCCAUCAGUCCAAUGAUGGCUCUGACACUGAGCUCUGGAUGUACAGGCUGGAGCAUGUGCAGCUGCACAGACUCACUCAUCAGUGAGUGAGUUCCCAAAUCCUGGAACAGCUGCUUUUCUGGUUUAUGGCACAUGUUCAUCAGUUCUUCAUGUGUUUCUUAUAGUUGUUUCCUCUUUUGAACCAUCAGUUUUUGGCUGGGGCUGAGUUUGAACCCACCACCUCCGGUAUAUGGAGCCGGUGCCCUAUAUACUCCUUUGAGCCACAGGUGCCGCCCAUCCUGGCCCUUCUUUUUCAGUUUGUCCAAAUGUUGUUCUUCCUUAUAGAGAACUGAACAUAGCUCCCCAUAUUCAAUUUUGGUGAUAUUUUUCACUAGAAACACAUAGUCCAUCCAAUGGUUCAUUAUUCUCUCCUCAUUUCGGUUUGUCUUAUUUUCUUUUUUUUUUUGUAGAGACAGAGUUUCACUUUAUUGCCCUCGGUAGAGUGCCGUGGCGUCACACAGCUCACAGCAACCUCCAACUCCUGGGCUUAGGCGAUUCUUUUGCCUCAGCCUCCUAAGUAGCUGGGACUACAGGCGCCCGCCACAAGGCCCGGCUAUUUUUUUGUUGCAGUUUGGCCAGGGCUGGGUUUGAACCCGCCACCCUCGGUAUAUGGGGCCGGCGCCCUGCUCACUGAGUCACAGGCGCCGCCCUGUCUUAUUUUCUUGGAUCUUGUCCCAUACUGAUCUCAUCUCUCUUGCUAGCUUCUCCCAUUGGUCCUCAGCUGCCCCUUCAUUGGCACAGUGUCUGUGAGUCCUGUGUUCCUGGGAGUUAGAGCAUAGCAAACACAGCAGGCUCCCACCCACUUCACAGAACAUCUUUCUUUCCUUGUGGGUCUCACAUAUUUGUUCAUUAGAGCUCAGGAAUUGCUGGAGACUGAUUUUUCUGGCCAGGGAAACCAUCUUCUUCACACGGAUAUCAGUUUUGAAGUCUUUCUGCUGUGAUGGUUCCCUGCAGGCAGGGCAUUGGGCAGGAGUUUGGGCUCCUUCCCAGGAAAGACAGAGGCAGGGCCUACAAAAACUGUGCCUACAGCCUGUGGUUACCAGGUCUACCAGGUAGUCCAGGCAAGAUAAGGCAGUGAGGCUCAGUGCCUAUAACUCAGUGGUUAGGGUGCCAGCCAUAUACACUGGAGCUGACAGGUUCGAAUCCGGCCUGGGCCUGCCAGACAACAAUGACAACUACAACCAAAAAAUGGCCGGGUGUUGUGGCAGGCACCUGUGGUCCCAGCUACUUGGGAGGCAGAGGCAAGAGAAUCGCUUGAGCCCAGAAGUUGGAGGUUGCUGUGAGCUAUGAUGCCAUGGCACUCUACCCAGGGUGACAGCUUGAGGCUCUGUCUCAAAAAAAAAAAAAAAAAGAUAGGUGAGUUAUCUCUGGAAGUCUUGUGGAAUGUCUGAGUCUAGUUUUCUAAGGACUAUAUCUGUGAUCUCAACGAUGCUAUGUAUGAAGUCAGUUUAGGAGCAAGACCUCACAAUGUCAGAAGUCUCUGAGGCCAGAUAAGCUCUAAACUUCACACUGCCUAUUAUGGAGAAGAAUAUAGGCUCUUAAUUUAUUUUAUUUUCUUUCUUUUUUUUGAGACAGAGUCUUACUCUGUUGCUUUGGGUGGAGUGCUGUGAUGUCAUAGCUCAUAGCAACCUAAAAAUCUUGGGCAUGAGCAAUCCUCUUGCCUCAGCCUCCCAAAUAGCUUGAUUACAGGAGUGCUCCACUAGGCCUGGGUAGUUUUUCUGUUAUUAGAAGAGACCAGGUUUCAAACUCUUAACCUGAGGCAAUUCACCUGCCUCAGCCUUCCAUAGUGCUAGGAUUACAGGCUGAGCCCCUGUGCCUGGCCUAGGCUCUUAAUUUUGAACCACUUUUUAAAGCUUUAUGAAAGAUACAAUUUAUAUAAUUGAUAUACAACUCAGUAUACUUAUCCAAAGGGUACAAUUUUCUUUUUCUUGAGUCUCACCUUGGUAGAGUGCUUUGGUGUCAUAGCUCAAAGCAACCUCAAACUCUCCGGCUCAAGUGAUUCUCUUCCCUCAGCAUCCCAAGUAGCUGGGACUAUAGGCGCCCAUCACAAUGCCCAGGUAUUUUUAGAGAUGAGGUCUUGCUCUUGCUAAGGCUAGUCUGGAACUCCACCUGCCUGGCAUCCCAGAGUGCUAGAAUUACAGGCAUGAGCCACUGUGCCCUGCCCAAAAGGGUACAAUUUUAUGAAGCCAUGAAUCCAUAUUCCUAAUCAGGAAACUGAACAAACUUAAUCUGUCAUGCAUAUAUGUAUUUACCUUGGACCUUUUUUUUUUUUUGGAGACAGAGCCUCAAGCUGUCACACUGGGUAGAGUGCUGUGGCAUUAUAGCUCACAACAACCUCCAACUCCAGGCCUCAAGCAAUUCUCCUGCAUCCACCCACAAGUAGCUGGGAUUAUAGGCGCCUGCCACAAUGCCCGGCUAUUGUUUGGUUGCAGCCAUCAUUAUUGUUUGGUGGGCCCGGGCCGGAUUCAAACCUGCCAGCUCAGGUGUAUGUGGCUGGCGCCUUAGCCGCUUGAGCCACAGGUGCCGAGCCACCUUGGACCCUUUUAUAAUCUCUGCCCCUGCCUUCCCUAGUUCUCCAGGCAUCAUUGAUUUCUUUUACAAUGUAAAUUUGUUUGCAUUUUCUAGAGUUUUUUUAAAUUGCAGUUUGGCCAGAGCUGGGUUCGAACCUGUCACCCUCAGCAUAUGGGGCUGGCAGCCUACCGAUUGAGCCACAGGCACUUACCCAUUUUCUAGAGUUUUAUAUAGUUUAUAUAGCCUAUAAACUAUAUAAAACUAUAUUGUAUAUAGUUUUUUUUCUUUGCAGUUUUGGCCGGGGCUGGAAUUGAACCUGCCACCUCCGGCAUAUGGGGCCAGCGCCCUAUUCCUUUGAGCCACAGGUGCUGCCCUGUGUAUACUUUUUUAAAAAACUGGUGUCCUGGGCGGCGCCUGUGGCUCAGUCGGUAAGGCGCCAGCCCCA
This is a messenger RNA of Nycticebus coucang (slow loris), 8151 nucleotides long. Its product is annotated as zinc finger protein 551-like. The record is from RefSeq and is a predicted model, not a curated record. Gene Ontology annotation, biological process: regulation of immune system process; negative regulation of transcription by RNA polymerase II; regulation of cytokine production. The transcript is spliced from 3 exons. The coding region runs from base 184 to 2061 and encodes 625 amino acids. NCBI's taxonomy places the organism in Eukaryota, Metazoa, Chordata, Mammalia, Primates, Lorisidae.